UUGUUUGUCAUCAUUUUCGUCCAAAAACUCACCGCAAAGUCACGAACAAGUGCAGUUUGUUUUCGCAGCUUAUUUCAGUGAAAAGUAUAGUAAAAAUGGCUCUAGCAGAACUUUGUGGAUUCUCUCAGGGAGGCCUGUUUCACGAUGCUUCCAUGGGAGGCGAUAUGUUUCAGCAGAACAUCGCACUGAACACGCAAAACCUACAGAACAACAUGUCGCUUGCUGUGCCUCCGUUUCAGGAUCCGGCAUUGAAUUUGGCGAAACUGCAAGCCGCUGGUGAAUCAAGCGGCAUUAAGAUGGAUUUCGAUCACGGUACCACCACGCUAGGUUUCCGAUUCCAGGGAGGAGUCAUUCUUGCUGUCGACUCCCGUGCCACCGGCGGUCAGUUCAUUGGUUCACAGACGAUGAAGAAGAUCGUUGAGAUUAACGACUAUCUGCUGGGGACGUUGGCUGGUGGUGCGGCCGAUUGCGUGUACUGGGACCGCGUGCUGGCCAAGGAGUGUCGCAUCUAUGAGCUGCGUAACAAGGAGCGAAUUUCGGUAGCAGCCGCCAGCAAAAUCAUGUCCAAUAUUGUCUAUUACUACAAAGGUAUGGGACUUAGCAUGGGCAUGAUGUUGGCCGGAUACGACAAACGGGGACCACAACUUUACUAUAUCGAUUCGGAAGGUACUCGAACUCCCGGAAAGGUGUUCUCGGUUGGUAGUGGUUCGAUCUACGCGUACGGUGUGCUCGACUCGGGCUAUCACUGGGAUUUGACCGAUGAAGAAGCACAAGACCUUGGCAGACGUGCGAUAUACCACGCCACACACCGUGAUGCCUAUUCGGGUGGUAUUGUGCGUGUGUACCACAUUAAGCCGUCUGGCUGGGUUAACAUCUCCAACCAGGAUUGCAUGGAUCUGCACUUCCAGUUUAAGGAAGAGAAGAAUAAGAAGUUUGGAGAAACAGCAUAAGUGUUUAGUUUUAAAAGACGGAAGGAUAAGUUUCCAAAUUGGGUGAAUAAAAUUGAUCGAAACAUAUUGCUCUUGUAA
This is a messenger RNA of Anopheles maculipalpis, 1028 nucleotides long. Its product is annotated as proteasome subunit beta type-5-like. Bases 96 to 950 code for a protein of 284 amino acids. Gene Ontology annotation, molecular function: threonine-type endopeptidase activity. NCBI's taxonomy places the organism in Eukaryota, Metazoa, Arthropoda, Insecta, Diptera, Culicidae. Gene Ontology annotation, cellular component: proteasome core complex. The transcript has 3 exons. The record is from RefSeq and is a predicted model, not a curated record.